This is a messenger RNA of Ostrinia furnacalis (Asian corn borer), 562 nucleotides long. RefSeq names its product myosin-9. The record is from RefSeq and is a predicted model, not a curated record. The coding region runs from base 1 to 552 and encodes 183 amino acids. The transcript is spliced from 5 exons. Lineage: Eukaryota; Metazoa; Arthropoda; Insecta; Lepidoptera; Crambidae.
AUGGCAUUUUAUCUUAUAAACACAGCUUCGAAAAGAAAAUUACAAAAAGACAUAGAAGGACUUCAAUUACGUAACUUGGAAAGACAAUAUUCAGAAGAAUUAACAACAAUCGCAACUGAAAUUGAAUUAACAACAGAACAGCUAACGGAACAAAAGAAUAUGCUAUCUCUUGCUCGACAUCAAAUUUCACUAGUGGAGAUAUGCACAACAUCAGAGAAAUCCAAAAUACAAAACGCGAUAACUGAAUUAAACGACCAUAAAAGAAGUUUUGUGGACGAAUUUGACAAAGUGCGCGUUAUAUCAGAGAUGCGCAAGAGAGAGCUGAAACAAAGCGAAGAAAAUGAACUAGAGUUAUUACGCCAAAGAGAAAAAGAAACUGAGCAAAAGAAUGAACAAAUAUUGAAGCAAAUCAUUUGCGUCGAAAAAGAGUGUGAUGACAUUGAACGCGAAUGUGCAGUCUUGAAAAAACGAAACCACGCCAUUAUGCUGAAAAUGAGACGUAAGUUGGUAGAAACAGAAAAUGUUCGAAAAGAGCUUAUGAAGAAUAAUUAAGGAUGUUGAC